AUGUCAUCAACCACAGUAGCCCUGCCUGGGCAGGACUUGGGCCCCACAGCUUCCAAUAAUGUGGGCGCAGGGACGCAUAUCCAAGGCGACCAUCUUUUUGCAAGCGUAGCUGGUCAGAUCAUUAGUACACCUUCCACGACCAAAGGCUCCAAAACGCCCACGCUCUCGAUCUUGCGGCCAUCUAGCGCUACCCUACCCGAAGUGGGCACCACAAUCCUCGGCAAGAUCACCAGGACAAAUCCUCGGCAGGCAAAUAUUUCCAUCCUCGCGAUUGGUAAUACAGGCGAACGCGUCUGUGGUGAGCCUUUUCCAGCAUUGAUACAGCAACAAGACAUUCGUGCUACGGAGAUCGAUAAGGUCAAGGUUACAGAGAGUUUCAGGGUGGGGGACGUGGUUAGGGCCGUCGUGAUCAGCUUGGGAGAUGAGAGGAGUUACUAUCUGAGUACGGCGAAGAACGAGCUCGGGGUGGUCAUGGCGGUGAGUGAGGGAGGACACCAGAUGUAUCCGCUCUCGUGGAAAGAGUUUCACGAUCCGGUGACGGGUGCGAAGGAGUUGAGGAAGGUGGCUAAGCCGGUGUGA
This is a messenger RNA of Recurvomyces mirabilis, 579 nucleotides long. RefSeq names its product exosome 3'->5 exonuclease subunit ski4 (Csl4) (gene CSL4). The coding region runs from base 1 to 579 and encodes 192 amino acids. Gene Ontology annotation, molecular function: RNA binding. Gene Ontology annotation, biological process: RNA processing. The transcript has a single exon. Gene Ontology annotation, cellular component: cytoplasm; nuclear exosome (RNase complex). NCBI's taxonomy places the organism in Eukaryota, Fungi, Ascomycota, Dothideomycetes, Mycosphaerellales, Teratosphaeriaceae. The record is from RefSeq and is a predicted model, not a curated record.